Messenger RNA from Osmerus eperlanus (European smelt), 1362 nucleotides. It is a transcript of the gene heyl, whose product is annotated as hes related family bHLH transcription factor with YRPW motif like. The coding region runs from base 314 to 1279 and encodes 321 amino acids. Gene Ontology annotation, biological process: regulation of transcription by RNA polymerase II; circulatory system development; anterior/posterior pattern specification. NCBI's taxonomy places the organism in Eukaryota, Metazoa, Chordata, Actinopteri, Osmeriformes, Osmeridae. Gene Ontology annotation, cellular component: nucleus. The transcript is spliced from 5 exons. Gene Ontology annotation, molecular function: protein dimerization activity; DNA-binding transcription factor activity, RNA polymerase II-specific; RNA polymerase II cis-regulatory region sequence-specific DNA binding. The record is from RefSeq and is a predicted model, not a curated record.
UAGAAAGUCUGAGAGACUAUAAUUGGAUGCCACUGAUAGGGUUAGGGUUAGCAGUGAUAGGGUAGCAGUUUAUGAGCGUCUGCCUGAUAAAUGUUGUUUUCUGGAGGAUGACCAAGCUGCUCGACCUGACAGUAGAACAGAGAAGAGCAGGAGGAGGUCGAGUGUGACAUCUAGACUUUCAUCCAUCCAUCCAUCCAUCUAGACUGUAGAGGAGAAGAAUUCCCACUGAGAAGACAAGGGCCAUCCAUCCAUCCAAUCCCCACCUUGGCCUCCGUUGGUAGCUGUCCUGGAGAGGAGUGGAAGAGGAGGAGACAUGAAGAGACCUCACGACUACAGCUCUCCGGACACGGACGCAGACGAGCUCAUCGACGUGGGACAGGAGGACAGCUACUGUCCAGUCUCUGGCUCCAUGUCACCUGGCAGCACAUCUCAGAUCUUAGCCAGAAAGAGGAGGAGAGGAAUUAUUGAGAAGAGACGUAGAGAUCGCAUCAACCACAGCCUAUCAGAGCUCAGGAGACUAGUCCCCAGCGCCUUCGAGAAACAGGGCUCUUCCAAACUAGAGAAGGCUGAGAUCCUGCAGAUGACUGUGGACCACCUUAAACUGUUGCAUGCUAUGGGUGGUAAAGGCUACUUCGAUGCGCGUGCCUUGGCAGGGGACUAUCGCACGCUGGGGUUCAGAGAGUGUGUUGGGGAGGUGGUUCGGUACCUGAGCUCUCUGGAGGGGCAGACCCCCGACCCUAUGGGGGCGCGCCUAGUGUCACACCUGUCUCAGUGUGCCAGCGACCCGCUCCUGCUCCAGACACCAACCUCUUGGGCCUGGCCUUCCCUCCCCCAGCUGGCCCCACCCUCCCAAGCCUCCUCCCUCCAGGGGGGCCGGAGGGGGCCAUCUCUCCUGGGGGAGUACCCCUCGCCCGGUUCCCUGCGGCUGGCUGCCCAGCAGGGGGCGUUGCUUGGCCCUCCUGUUGCCUCCCUGGCCAGUGUCCGCCGGGCGCCGUCUCUCCCCUCCCCCGCACUCUCCCCGCCCUGCCCCACCCACAGACAUGCCCCUCUCCCCUCCCUCACCCCGCCCUCCUCCAGUCAGAGGCACACCCAGCACUCUCCCAGUGCCCCUAGAGCCUCUCCUCUCUUCCCCUCCUCCUCCUUCUCCCCCUCUGCCCCGCCACAAGUCUCCUUCAGGCCCUUCUCCGCUCUGGGCUCUCCCAUGGGCCAACGCAGGGGCGUGGGGGCGGGGGCCCAGUCGGCACAGGGAUAUGGGACCGAGAUGAUUGGAGCCUUCUAAUUGGUCCACCUGGUGACUGUCUCCAGACAUCCUGUUCCUGUCAGACUUCACUUGACCAUGAAGAGAGAGACCAUGGUCAUGCU